GGGACUUCCUGCGGGCGAGCGGCGGGGCCGGAGCCUUUGUGCGGGAGCGGCGGGGUGCGGGGGGAGGGUCCCCGCGGCGCCCCGCGGCCCCGGGCGGGCAGCGAGGGGAGGAGGCGGCGGCGGCUGCAGUGCGGAUACCGGCAGGGGAGCCCCUUCCUCCGCCUCCACCGCCGGGGAAGGAGACAGGAGCCGUCGCCGCUCCGCCGGCUCCAGCCACCCAGGUCUGUUUUCUGUUUACAAGCCUGAAGAUGGCUGCUGCUUCUUCCUGCAAUGUGGAAGAAGACGAGAGCCUGAAGGGAUGUGAACUCUACGUUCAGAAGCACAACAUCCAACAGAUUUUAAAAGAGUGCAUUGUAAACCUUUGCAUAGCAAAACCAGACCGACCCAUGAAGUUCCUCAGAGAGCACUUUGAAAAAUUAGAAAAGGAGGAAUGCAAACAAAUACUGGCUCGGCAGAAAUCCAGUUCCCAGUCUGAUUCUCAUGACGAUGAGAUUUCCCCUCCUCCUCCCAACCCAGUGGUAAAAGCCCGACGCAGGAGAGGGGGGGUCAGUGCAGAAGUGUACACUGAGGAGGAUGCUGUUUCUUACGUCAGAAAGGUUAUUCCAAAGGACUAUAAAACUAUGACUGCUCUGGCAAAGGCCAUCUCCAAGAACGUGCUCUUUGCUCAUCUUGAUGACAAUGAACGAAGUGACAUAUUCGAUGCCAUGUUCCCCGUCACACACAUCGCAGGAGAAACUGUCAUACAGCAGGGUGAUGAAGGAGACAAUUUCUAUGUGAUUGACCAAGGCGAGGUGGAUGUUUAUGUCAACGGGGAGUGGGUCACCAGCAUCGGAGAAGGAGGCAGCUUCGGGGAACUGGCAUUGAUCUAUGGAACACCCCGGGCCGCCACCGUCAAGGCCAAGACGGAUCUCAAGCUCUGGGGCAUCGACAGAGACAGCUACAGACGCAUUUUAAUGGGCAGCACGCUGAGAAAGCGGAAGAUGUAUGAAGAAUUCCUGAGCAAGGUCUCCAUUUUGGAGUCCCUGGACAAAUGGGAGCGGCUGACAGUGGCUGAUGCACUGGAACCUGUCCAGUUUGAAGACGGAGAAAAAAUUGUUGUGCAGGGAGAGCCCGGUGACGAUUUCUUCAUUAUUACAGAGGGCACGGCUUCUGUUCUGCAGCGCAGGUCUGACAAUGAGGAGUACGUCGAAGUUGGAAGACUUGGUCCCUCAGAUUAUUUUGGUGAGAUAGCGUUACUGCUCAAUCGGCCCCGGGCUGCGACGGUGGUGGCACGCGGACCACUGAAGUGCGUAAAGCUGGAUCGGCCCCGCUUCGAACGAGUCCUCGGUCCUUGUUCCGAAAUCCUCAAGAGAAACAUUCAGAGAUACAACAGUUUCAUUUCGCUCACGGUCUAAAUGAUUCCUCCUGGAAAGCUGCCUUUGUGUGACCCUGUGCACUUAAAUUUGCUCUGUGCAGCUCCAUAGCUUUAUGAAGAAAAAAAAAAAAAAAAAGGUGUGCAUUUUAUGUGUAUUUUUUCUGUUGAUGUCACGUACUGGAUGUCAGUUCAAAUCUCAUGUAUCAUGUAAGUAGGAAGACAACUGUUUGGGUAAGACUCGCUUUGGGGAAGAUUAGGCUCUGGCUUGCAGGCAAGAUUUUUACCUAUUGUUGGAUCAUAUAGCUUAAAACCGUGUUUUUAACUGUUUAAAAUUCAGAUGAAUUUCUAUUUCACUUAUUAUCUCUGAAGUUGAUCUUAUUCACCUUUUGUCAAGCUGUUUUGAUCAAGCGACGUCCCUCUGCCUGUCACUCUUAAAAACCUUUUCGCUGGUUGUGGACUGGAGGAUUCUGAAAUCCCACGGGGUGAGUGGCAGUCGCACCGCCUAAGUGGGAAGGUUGGAGGAAGAUUUUGAUCAUUCCAGCAAGCCAGGGAAGAGUAGAGCUUUUGAGUCAUUUUGUUUGUGGCUGAGAUACAAGGGCCAUAUUUCCUCCGUGUUACGAGCCCUUGCAGGUCUGCUUUGUAGGAUACGCUAAGCCAAACAGCCUGCUCCAGUCUUCUGGGUGAGGAGGUCAAGGAACAAUGUUUCGUAAGAACUCAAAUGGAGCCUUUAGGACCCAAGUUAUUUGUCCUCAGCUUUUUUUUUCAAAGGAGGGUUUGCAUUAGAUCCCUUAAGAGUCCAAUGGGGACAUCUCUGCUGAGUUAAGCGGGCUUCGAAAUGUAUUUAUCUGCAGCAGAGUGUCCUCAGCCACUUCUCUGAAUAUUAAAUGCUGAAGAGAUGGUGCCAGGUGUACAUCAGGGGCAACCACAGCAGUUUGUUUUUAAUAAGGUUCACUUAAUUAAAUUCAAAUACCUUUCUUUUAGUAUAUGACCAAAACAUAGGAUUUUUUUGGAUUUUCUGAAAGCCGAAUACCCUUCAGAAAGCUGCCUCUCCUCCAGAAGACACCUGUUGUGUACAAAAAGCACCGGGAUCUUGCGGGCAGCUCCCAGCGCCCAGGUCCCUCCAGGCGCGUGCGGCCUCGCUGGCAGUCGUUGCUGCCCUCCCAGACGUGGGUCUCCUCUGGAAUGGAGCUUUUGGCAGAUCCAGACCCAAAAUUCCAGUAGCUGCCCACAGGGGUUUUACAGAGCUGGCUGCUUCUCGGCUUCAGGCUCCGCUCAUCACUUCAAGGUGCUUCAUUUCUUUCCGCGUAUUUUCAGUGCUCCUGUCAGCGUAUAUUCGUUGCUACUAUUUAUUAUGAUUAUGUUACGCUUCUUGCACGUGUUAUUAAAUAUGACCAUUCACAUUUUUCAACCUGGCAGUUUUUAUCAUGUACAUUUAUAUAGGCAGACCCCCAUUAUAUAGAGAGAUAAAUGUAUAUGCAUUUGCAAAACUUUUGAUUUGCUUCACUGUUUUUGUAUUCUCUUGUGCAAUUUUUUAAAAAAAAUUUUUUUAAAGCUUCCCAAUCACUCACGUAUGUUCUUUUACCUCUUGCAUUUCUGUUGUAUUGGUAAAAAUUUGUGAGUGUUUCGCAUAAUGUGCAAGAUACGCAUUUCUUGUUGAACACCAAGUAUUAGCCUCACUGUUUAGAAGUUACUCGAGCACACACACAACACGGAUCCUUUGCUUUAAACCUUUACAGUUCAUGGAAAAUACAUUUGAAUUAUGGUUCUGUUACAAGCGAUCUCAAGAGAAGUGUAACCGUUUAACACCAGGAUUUCUAUGCUUUAAGUGGAACAAAAUGAUAUUCAAUGACGUUUUAAAGAUAAUGGUAAUAUUUGCAGUGGAUGAUGGGACAGGAUUACGGUAUGAAUAAAAUUCUUCUACAUUA
Grus americana (Whooping crane) is the source of this 3279-nucleotide messenger RNA. It is a transcript of the gene PRKAR1B, whose product is annotated as protein kinase cAMP-dependent type I regulatory subunit beta. Bases 249 to 1394 code for a protein of 381 amino acids. The record is from RefSeq and is a predicted model, not a curated record. Lineage: Eukaryota; Metazoa; Chordata; Aves; Gruiformes; Gruidae. Gene Ontology annotation, molecular function: cAMP-dependent protein kinase regulator activity. Gene Ontology annotation, cellular component: cAMP-dependent protein kinase complex. The transcript has 11 exons. Gene Ontology annotation, biological process: regulation of protein phosphorylation.